Asterias rubens (European starfish) is the source of this 2642-nucleotide messenger RNA. RefSeq names its product homocysteine-responsive endoplasmic reticulum-resident ubiquitin-like domain member 2 protein. Gene Ontology annotation, biological process: endoplasmic reticulum unfolded protein response. Gene Ontology annotation, molecular function: protein binding. The record is from RefSeq and is a predicted model, not a curated record. Bases 409 to 1683 code for a protein of 424 amino acids. The transcript is spliced from 8 exons. Lineage: Eukaryota; Metazoa; Echinodermata; Asteroidea; Forcipulatida; Asteriidae.
UUUUGUUGUUGUGUGUGGUGUUCCCGUUAAAACGUGAGAAAGUUACAUCAGUAUUUCGGCGUUGUUGAUUUUUCUGCCCUUCCUUGUAAAAGCUUGUGUCUAGGAACACGUUUUGGAAGAGCCAGUGCAGCUUACGGACACACACACAGGCCUGUAAUAUUCCCCGUUUUUAAGAUUUAAUAGGGACUUAGUUUUGUCCGGGCCAAGGAAUUCCGCGGUGACUUGACUUGGUACACUGCACCGUGCAUAGGGCGUUGUUUACACUGAACAAGGAUAGUGAGUCGUCAGUCGAAGCCUUUGGUGUGAACUGAUGUUGUUAAUGGCUGACAGAGGGUUACUUUACUGAAGAAGAAACGUUCCAUCACCAACAAGCUUUCCAUUAAGAGAAUCAUUGAAAUUCAGACCACAAUGGACGAACUAUCAGGGACACCUGUCACGAUAUCCAUCAAGGCCCCUAACCAAAGGCUUGGAGACCAGACUGUGGAGUGCUUCCUAGAUUGGAGUGUAUUGAAACUUAAGAAUCACCUUGCCAAUGUAUACCCUAGUAAACCAAAUGCAAAGACUCAGAGAAUAAUUUACUCCGGGAAACUUUUAAAGGACAACCUACUGCUUAAAGACGUACUACGCCUGACUGAUACGACUCUUCAGCAGCACACUAUCCAUCUUGUUUGUUCCCCAACUCCCGAGGAACUCCUCCAAUCUAAACUCCCAUCUUCCGAGAUGAAAAGAGAAACCUCAUCACCAAUACCUACACCAGCCGCAGCGAGUCCAACCAGCCAGGAUGGAGCGUCCUCAAGGAGGCAGAGCACGCCAGUGGAGCCGACGUUACCUUCAACGAGUGGGCUCAGACACAGAACUGUCAGUACACCAUCGUUCUCAAACUACUAUCCUUAUAAUUAUGGGAACUAUCAGUAUGGUCAGAGAGCCAAUCAGCAGGGCUUUGUCAUGGCUAAUCAGCAACAGCAAGCAUACUGGAUGCAACACAUGUACGCACAGCAAAUGGCACAGUACAUGCAGUACUCUAAUCAAUUUGCAGCAGGCGGAGCUGGCCUUCCAGCAAAUCUACCACCAGUCCAUGCUCCCGUUGGUGUACCCCAGCCACAAGUCCCUGACCAACCUGUGGUUUUGAAUGCUCCCGUUGCCCCCAACGUGGCUGGCCCGGACCAGAACGUCCGGAUGAACGCUGGUCUUGGUCCUGCUGUAGAUGACGACGACGAUGAAAACGUCCACCGUGAUUGGCUGGAUUAUAUUUAUACCUUUUGCCGAUUUGUUGUUCUCCUCAGCUUGGUGUAUUUCUACUCGUCACUAAGUAGAUUCUUGAUGGUUACUAGCUUCAUGAUCUUCAUGUUUAUGUACCAAAAGCGUUGGUUUCGGUUAAGACGAACUCCCAUUGCCAGAGAAAGACUUGAAGAGCAUAGGAAUCCUGAGCAAGGAGAUGGGGUCCCAAAUAAUAACAAUGAAAGCAAUCAAGAACAGCAGCCGGAACAGCAGCUAGCAGGUGAUAACGCAGAGAGAGACAGCACUUCAGAGUCCCAGGAAGAAGGGGAGACGGACUCUGACUCGACGGAAACAGCGCCCCCUGAGCCACCCAAGCCAGGGGUAUUAGCCAUCAUGUGGAUUUUUGUCUCUACAUUCUUCACGUCGUUGUUCCCGCAGGAUCCAAAUGCCAUUGCUGGAAAUUAAACAAACUGGACUGACCGAGGCCACAAGUAAGGCUUCCAUAACGUUUGUAAAAAUAAAUUCAUGGAGUACCUUUGUCUUGGUACUUUGCAGUCAAACCUUCAAAUUGAGGCUAUGUGGUAAGUUGAAGCCUGCCAAAUAUUGCAGAAUUUAGAUCCGGCCUCCCAUGGGUGGUUAAUUCCAUCCCACUUCCCCAUGAUGAUCAAUUGAUGGACUUAGCAAAGUUCCAACUUCCACACAAAAAAAGGAAAAUUCUACAUAAGUGACAGCUUUGCAUUAUGGCAACUCACUGCUACUUCAAGAGAAUGCAAAGUGACGAAUGAUAUCUGCACAAGUUAAAACAAGUUCAAUUUUCCCGAAUCAUUCACCUAUCAUUUGAUCAAAUAUGAGUUAACCUAUAAAUUAUCCCAUUAUUUGUCAAUUUAUUAGUCUAUAGGCUGAGAUUUAGCUUCCAAAAUCCUUUAAAAGUUUGGUAUUGGUUAUUUGAUUAGAAGGUAAUUUAUUAUUUAAGCAAAAAAUUUUAACCAAAGUUAUGACUUGCUUUGACAUUGGGUAAAGCUGUUAAACUUUUACAACAUGGGCAAAAUGAUCAAUAAGUUCUCUGAUGUUUACUGAAAGAUUUUUGUAAUGGUCUUCAAAAUAAUGAAACCCAGAGUCCUGCACUUUCUCCCUAUCAUCUAGAUUUUCUGCAGUACGUACUUUUACAUAUUUAUAAGAGAAAUCACUGGUUAUUAAUUACAAAUUGUUGGUUUUUAAAGAGGUUCAAAUGAAUAAUGGUUUAUUAAAGGUGAUGGAUAAAAUUAAUGAAGUGAAAUAGUAAAUUUUCUUGUAAAUGUUUUCCAUGUAACCUUUUCGACUAUUCCAUUGUAAAAAUGUUCCAAAUGGCAAAAUGCUUUUAAAGGCAGUGGACACUAUUGGUAGUUACUCAAAAUAAUUAUUAGCUUAAAACCUUUCUUGGUGAC